Messenger RNA from Hemicordylus capensis (graceful crag lizard), 1234 nucleotides. RefSeq names its product histone H2A type 2-C-like. Gene Ontology annotation, cellular component: nucleosome. The transcript has a single exon. The coding region runs from base 29 to 418 and encodes 129 amino acids. Gene Ontology annotation, molecular function: DNA binding; protein heterodimerization activity; structural constituent of chromatin. Lineage: Eukaryota; Metazoa; Chordata; Lepidosauria; Squamata; Cordylidae. The record is from RefSeq and is a predicted model, not a curated record.
UUUUUACUGGGUGCGGUACUGAGCAGCUAUGUCGGGCCGUGGAAAGCAGGGAGGCAAAGCGAGGGCCAAGGCGAAGACCCGCUCUUCGCGGGCAGGCCUGCAGUUCCCGGUGGGGCGCGUGCACCGCUUGCUGCGCAAAGGGAACUACGCCGAGCGCGUCGGGGCCGGCGCCCCCGUCUACAUGGCCGCCGUGCUGGAGUACCUCACCGCCGAGAUCUUGGAGCUGGCCGGCAACGCCGCCCGGGACAACAAGAAGACGCGCAUCAUCCCCCGCCACUUGCAGCUGGCCAUCCGCAACGACGAGGAGCUGAACAAGCUGCUGGGCAAAGUCACCAUCGCCCAGGGCGGAGUCCUGCCCAACAUCCAGGCUGUGCUGCUGCCCAAGAAGGCGGAGAGCCACAAGGCGAAGGCCAAGUGAAGCCCUCCUGCUCUGGCGCGCAGCGCAAAGCCUGCAAAACCCAAAGGCUCUUCUCAGAGCCACUUAACAAUUCGUGAAAGAGCGGCUUGCUGUGCUCCAGAGAAUAUGAAGUCUUGUUAUAACCUUAAGCACCCGCAAGAGCGUUUAUAAUUUUGUUGUCAGGUCAGUUAGGAAAAACAGCCCCGUCCGCAGACUGACUAAAGUUUGCGGGCGGGGGAGAUUAAACGUUCGUGCUGCAAACUUAAGUGAGGUAGUCAAAAGACCAGCUAGGCUGGGUCAGUAUCACUCUAGGGCGGGAUGUUUAAGAAACAUGGGGAGAAAUUUUUUUUCUUUCUCGUGUUCAUUAAGUGAUAAUGCUUUGAAGCACUAAGAGACAUUUUGAAGCACGCGAACACUAGGGAGACAUUUAAAUUUAAAUCCAACCACUGCAACUAUGCUAUACUGGAUAUUUUUCAAACAUGCACACAAACACCAAAAGGAUCAGUAACCUGUCAUAGUCCAGGAAUACAAACGUGCUAGUGGGCUACAUGAACGAUUACCAAGUCUCCGCUUUGAGUAACACGUUAACAGCAAUAGCUCUUUUUAUGAAUAGGUGGGUGGCCCUUAAAAGGGCCUUUGGAGUUUACGGUCAGCUGUGUUAUGAAUUAGCCACCAAAACCAUACAGAGUACGGCCCUGCCGCUUCAGAGCAUACACCACAUCCAUGGCGGUCACAGUCUUUCUCUUGGCGUGCUCGGUGUAAGUCACCGCAUCGCGGAUGACGUUUUCCAGGAAGACCUUCAAGACGCCGCGAGUCUCUUCGUAGAUGAGGCCCGAA